UACAGGCCAGUUCCUCAGUUUGCGUUCUUCCUGUCCCCGUUCAUCUCUACUUUCUGAGAUCCAAUGUUCUGAUAGGGUACUGAGCCAGGAAAGCCACUCGCUUCAGACCCACUGGCAACUUUCUUUUCUCCAAAUCUAAGCUGAGUGUUUGACCCCCUGCACCAGUGCGUUCCCUGUGCGGAGGCGCCAGCUGAGUUCCUGACCCCUGAAUGAAUCAGGGCGGCACCAAGCCUGGCAGAGCUCUGGACACAUUUCCUGUCGCGGCCUAGGGGAAGCUGUUGGUCAAGAGAUUCUACUGGGGAUUUUUGGUGGGUUGGAGGAUGAGGGUUCAGGGGAGGGGAGAGGAGGACACACUUGGGUCGGGGAGCGGGCUGUAAAGGGCAGGCCAGACCGAAGUUGGGAGCCGCAGAGCUCAUAGGGCGUCCAGGAGUGCACGAUGAGGCCGGCGCUCGCCCUGUGCCUCCUCUGUCCCGCGCUCUGGCCCAGGCCGGGAAGUGGCGAGCAUCCCACCGCCGAUCGCGCUGGUUGUUGGGCGUCGGGGGCCUGCUACAGCCUGCACCACGCCAGCAUCAAGCGCCUGGGGGCCGAGGAGGCCUGCAGCCUAAGGGGCGGGACUCUCAGCACUGUGCACCCGGGUGCCGAGCAGCUCGCAGUGCUCGGUCUCCUGCGGGCAGGCCCGGGGCCGGUUGGCAGCCCCAAGGACCUUCUGUUCUGGGUGGCUUUGGAGCGCGGCCGUUCCAACUGCACCAUGGAGAACGAUCCGUUGCGGGGUUUCACCUGGCUGUCCCCCUACGCCGGCGAGUCCAAAGGCGACACGCUACCGUGGGUGGAGGAACCACAACCCUCCUGCAUCUCGCGAAAAUGCGCGGGACUCCAAGCCACCCGGGGAGUGGAGCCCACCGGCUGGAAGGAGAUGCGCUGCCAACUGCGCGCCAAUGGCUACCUGUGCAAGUACCAGUUCGAGGCCCUGUGCCCAGCGCCGCUCCCCGGGGCCGCCUCUAACUUGAGCUUUCGAGCUCCUUUCAGGCUGAGCAGCUCGGCUAUGGACUUCAGUCCUCCUGGGACCGAGGUGAGUGGGAUGUGCUCGGGGGAUCUCUCCGUCUCCGCUACUUGCAUCCGGGAAGAGAGGGGCGCAAGCUGGGAUGGGCUGUUCGGAGGAGUGCUCUGCCCCUGCUCCGGGAGGUACCUGCGUGCUGGCAAAUGCUCCGAGCUCUCUGACUGUCUGGACGACUUGGGAGGCUUUGCCUGCGAAUGUGCUGAGGGCUUUGAGCUAGGGAAAGACGGACGCUCUUGUGAGACCAGAAGGGAAGGACGGCCAGCCCCUGCGGGGACCACCAUGCUGCCAACUAGGAGCGUGUUAGCCACUCCAACUAGCCCUGUGCCUAAGAGAAAGUGGCCACCCCAGAUGCCCGGUGUCACCAGACAAAGAAAUUCUGCGACACCUGUUACCGAGAUUCUUCAGUGGGGAACGCAGAACACACUAUCUACCCUGGAAACGUCCUCAGGAACCAAGCUAAAAGCCACCCUCAGCUCAUCAGGAAGCAUGAUUCCUACACUGAAUUCUACACCUUCCCCUUCCUUUCCCCAGACUUUCAACUCCUCCUCCACUGUGGUCUUUAUACUUGUAAGCAUAGCAGUAAUAGUGUUGGUGAUAUUGACCAUGACAGUCCUGGGGCUUUUCAAACUCUGCUUUCACAAGAACCCGUCCUCCCGGACAAGGAAAGGGGCUUUAGACUCUCGGGGUGUGGAGACUGAUGCUGAGGCCACUGCUUUGCGCCCGAGUUCCCCACAUUGUACAAACAAUGGGGUGAAAGGCAAAGACUGUGGUCUUGGGUCGGGGAACACCUAAAGAAACAACCCCGUGGGCGCACCUUCUGCAAACUUUCUCAAUUACAAAGAGCAGGGAAAAAAGAGAUUUCUGGAAUGAUAGUUUCCACAGAAAUUCUCUUUCCCAUAAAUUCUCUUUGCCCCACUAAGGAAGUAAAUCUGAACAAUACACUUAGACCCAGAAAGUGAAAGAAGGUGCCUUGGGCUGGUGCUGAGGACAAAGUGUUACUGGAAGGAGGCACUGUGGUGUUCUGGGGAGUGACUGAACAUUUGCAGACGUUGGAAGCAAAUGGAUAGCAAUAUAAGUUUUAGAAAGUUUAUUUUCACCAAAAUGAGAAGGAACUGUCUGUAUUGUUUAGGCUAGAAGUAUUGAUUUGAAAGCCUCAGGAAAAAUAAAGGAUUGUUAAUGACUCAGAUUCAAAUGUGUUUGAUUUUCUCAAGGACAAUGAUCUAGGAGUACAAGGUGCAUGAGACGGCCACCGCCGUGGGAUUGCUGGUCCGUGGGAUUGCUGAUCCUCCCUGCUCUUUGGCUGAGGAAGCACUUGCACCCUUAUGACUAGGACCAGAUCUUUCAGAACUAGUAAAGUUCCACUUUGUUCAUUUAUCCUUUGCUUUCAAAGUCACUGUUCUGUGCUCUGCUGUAAAUCCUGAGUGCAAUGUUGCGGAUUUCUGACUCUAGAAGCCAGUUACAGUUGACCACCAAUUCAAGUGUUUACUGUGUGUCCUUGCCCAAGGAGACAGAUGAUUUGUGUCUUCCUCUUCCAAUGUCUGUGCUUUCCAGUGUAAUGACCUUCCUCCCCAAACCACCUUCUAGACAUCACAAAUGCUGACCCUCACUUCCAAUUAUGGGGAUGUUAAUUCUCAAUUAAAACAUUAAUGCUAAAUAUUGAUUUUAAUUCUUCUGGGUACAUUAAAGCAAAGCAAAGCUGGGCUUCUUCCAAAGUGGCUAGAUUCUUGUGCCCUACUUUAUCCAUGAAAAACAACAACAACCUUGAAUUCCAAGCCAUUUCUGCGUCUUCGAAAUAAUGUGUAUAAUGACAGUGUAUGUGCAUCUUGGGAUAGUUAAGUUUAGCAAGGGUUUGCAUAGGCAGAGCCAUGGUAAACAGCUUUUCAUAUAAAAAGAAAUGAUAAAUAAAAAAAACAACUUGUUAUGGCUUGAGGUAUUAGAAAAUAAACAAAAUGACACAUUCUGGUGUAAAAUCAUUAAGGCAUAAGAAAAGUCACCAUCUCAUAGAAUCCAAAGACACUGAAAAGUAUACCACUUAGAUUAAUAUGUUAAGACUUUUCAAGAGAUAUAAAGGUUGGUGUAUGGAAAGAAAUAGGGAAACAAGUUUACUUAGGGAGAAAAUGAAAGUAGAGACAAGCUUGGGCUACAUUUUUCUAGAAUCAGUUUUGAUAUUCUUGGUUGUAUUGUACAUAUAAUGGAGAGUCUACUUAAAAUUAGCAAAUGGUCAAAACAAAAUAAUUUGGAAAAUUAAAAGAGCUUAUUACAUAAAUUCAUGUACUUCAGGGUUAUAAUACCUUUAGGUAUUGUAACCCUGAAGGAAUACAUUCACAGAUAACUUGCUUCAUAUGUUAAAUAUGCUUCCAAAUAUUUUCAGCUAAAUAAAAUCACAAAUGAAUUAGAUUUGACAACAUUGAGGUUACUUCAAAUAUAUUAAUUUCAUAUGUGAAACUAACAGAUAAGUAAA
Nannospalax galili (Upper Galilee mountains blind mole rat) is the source of this 3518-nucleotide messenger RNA. RefSeq names its product C-type lectin domain containing 14A (gene Clec14a). Gene Ontology annotation, cellular component: external side of plasma membrane; extracellular matrix. Bases 437 to 1849 code for a protein of 470 amino acids. Gene Ontology annotation, biological process: cell migration. The record is from RefSeq and is a predicted model, not a curated record. NCBI's taxonomy places the organism in Eukaryota, Metazoa, Chordata, Mammalia, Rodentia, Spalacidae. The transcript has 2 exons. Gene Ontology annotation, molecular function: extracellular matrix protein binding; extracellular matrix binding.